AUCCAGGGCGUGCCGCGCGGUCGCAUCUUUGAUACGACAGUGCACUGGUGUAAAUUGUAUGUACGCGAUUGUUCUAGAGUCUGUACGAAUGAUUUCUCGCCUCACUGGUGAAACCUUCCAAGACCUUCCAAGAGGUACCAACUUAAAUGGUGUAAGAGCUUUGAGUUUCGGCACCAAGGAUUAUCGGAAGAUGCGAGGCACCAGGACAAGCGCGCCCCACGGACUUUCGAGAUGGCACUUCGGGGGCGAAUGAAAGACCCUGAGGCGAAAUCCCAUCCUUAGGUAGACUAAUAGACAGUCGUUUACCAAACUUUGCAUAGCAAAGCCUGCUGUCCAUUCGUUACGCAUCAAACAAGGAUAUGGUUCAACGCCUUGAGUUAAGGCCGAGCAGAUCAUUCAGGUUGCAUUCAGGGCAGGUUUCUUCAGGUCACGUGGCUACGCUGUUUCCUGUGACCUCCGAAAGCCGCCUUCACCACCAUCCACUACGACGCGUUCAACAUUCAAGGAUGUCAAUACAGUACCGACAAGACAUGCCUCCUCCCGGGGGCUUCGAGGCCGUCAAGUAUAAACGAAACCUUCCUUUCCGUGGCCCAAGUGGCCUAGUCAUUCUUGGAGCCGUGACAGCCGUGUGUGCAUACGGGUUCUAUCGUGUUGGGAUGGGAAACCUAGAGAGAAGGGAACUGCAAAGAGAGCAAGUUUGGUCACGCAUCCACCUUGUCCCUUUGCUGGUGGCGGAAGGAGAUCGAGAUGCAUAUCGUCGUCAGCAAGCUGCAUUGGCGAGGGAACGAGAGAUUAUGAAAGAUGUCAAAGGAUGGGAGCCUGGUAAAAGUGUCUAUAACAAUGCGCGAUAUCGUACCGCAGAAUCGAUUGUAGUUCUAUGAUUGGUUGACUUGCCUUUCUUUGUAGUCACAAUCAAUAGAUCAGCUUCCAUGGUAGAACAACAUUGAUAUGCAGAGUUAACGAAGAGAGCGCCACACAGGUUUUUACUAAUGGAGCGUUGGAGUAGAUGACAUGAUCUGGUCCCGCCAUACCUAUAUCGCGAACUAUAGUUCCACCGGUGGCGGAUGGCGAUGAUGGUACAAUAGUAGCCUUAUCUUUGGGACCAAAUUACUAGUUAUAGUUCAUUAAUUUAGGGCCGGCCGCGCCUUUCUUUACGCUAAACUUUUUGCC
Messenger RNA from Suillus paluster, 1170 nucleotides. Its product is annotated as GRIM-19 protein-domain-containing protein. The transcript has 7 exons. The record is from RefSeq and is a predicted model, not a curated record. NCBI's taxonomy places the organism in Eukaryota, Fungi, Basidiomycota, Agaricomycetes, Boletales, Suillaceae. Bases 360 to 881 code for a protein of 173 amino acids.